This is a messenger RNA of Knipowitschia caucasica, 999 nucleotides long. NCBI's taxonomy places the organism in Eukaryota, Metazoa, Chordata, Actinopteri, Gobiiformes, Gobiidae. The record is from the annotation of a GenBank genome assembly.
AUGGACCAGGGGAGCUCGGGGGCAGGGGCUACCAGCACUGGGGCUAAUGGUUCCUACAGAGAGAAUCACUCUCACUCCCUCCUUCUCCCUCACCCUCUCCCCAACAUAUACCGCCUCACUGGGCUCUCGCUCCCUCCCUCCCUCACUCUCACCCUCUCCCUCACCGUCACAUACCGCCUCAUUGGGCUCUCUCACCCUCUCCCCCACAUACCGCCUCAUUGGGCUCGCUCUCACUCACCCACACCCUCUCCCCCACAUACCGCCUCAUUGGGCUCUCUUUCCCUCACCCACACCCUCUCCCUCACAUACCGCCUCAUUGGGCUCUCUUUCCCUCACCCACACCCUCUCCCUCACAUACCGCCUCAUUGGGCUCUCUUUCCCUCACCCACACCCUCUCCCUCACAUACCGCCUCAUUGGGCUCUCUUUCCCUCACCCACACCCUCUCCCUCACAUACCGCCUCAUUGGGCUCUCUCUCCCUCUCCCUCACAUACCGCCUCAUUGGGCUCUAUCUCCCUCACCCUAUCCCUCACCCUCGCCGUCUCAUGGGGCUCUCUCUCCCUCUCCCUCACAUACCGCCUCAUUGGGCUCUCUCUCCUUCUCCCUCACCGUCACAUACCGCCUCAUUGGGCUCUCUCACCCUCUCCCCCACAUACCGCCUCAUUGGGCUCUCUCUCACUCACCCACACCCUCUCCCUCACAUACCGCCUCAUUGGGCUCUAUCUCCCUCACCCUCGCCGUCUCAUUAGGCUCUCUCUCCCUCACCCUCACCGUCUCAUUAGGCUCUCUCUCCCUCUCCCUCACCGUCACAUACCGCCUCAUUGGGCUCUCUCUCCUUCUCCCUCACCGUCACAUACCGCCUCAUUGGGCCACCGUCCCAUUGGGCUCUCUCUCCCUCUCCCUCACGUCACAUACCGCCUCAUUGGGCUCUCUCUCCCUCUCCCUCACCGUCACAUACCGCCUCAUUGGGCUCUCUCUCCUGCAGCGUGUCGCGGCCUGA